Molecule: messenger RNA, 2602 nt
Organism: Phalaenopsis equestris
Lineage: Eukaryota; Viridiplantae; Streptophyta; Magnoliopsida; Asparagales; Orchidaceae
Product: RING finger protein 10
Exons: 9
Coding region: 76-2412 (778 amino acids)
Biological process (GO): positive regulation of transcription by RNA polymerase II
Molecular function (GO): transcription cis-regulatory region binding; metal ion binding
Source: RefSeq, a predicted model, not a curated record
AAAUAAGGCCUGUUUUCUUUGGCCGUAGCUUUGGCUGCGACCGCGACUCUCCAAACGGCUUCCGUCCUUCCGUUCAUGUCCAUCUCCCCAACUGCAGCCCAAAGAUACGUUUCAAAUCCUUCUCGUGACACCGAACAAAACCCUAGAGCUGGAUAUGGCAUCCUCCCUUCUCAGCAAGACGGUUGCCCUUUUGGGCCUCGGACCAACGGGUCCUUGUCGAUCUCAGCUGGAUCGGCGCAGGACUCUGCCACAAGGCCACCACAUGGACGCCCAUUCGAGAUGUCUGGAGAAAAUCAUGGAACUUUCAAAGAUACAUCUGGGGCAAAAAAUGUGAGGGAAUUGAAGAGCUCAAAUGCUAGGAAACACUCGAAUGGCGAAAACAGAAGUACUUAUCCUCAGCACCAGUCAAUUGGUCAAAGUGGUAGUUCUCAGUUCAGAUCAAAUAAGCUUGAACCGAAUGGAAGACUGGCUGCCACUUUGAGUGUACCCCGCUCUGAUAACCGGCCUUUGGACUCCAGUGACAUUCAAAUCACUGCUAAUCAUGCUUCUUCAAGAAGACGGGAAUUAUUGAAUGCUAAUCAUUUGUUGAACUUUCACUAUGACCCAGUUCCUCGGUCUCACCAACAAAAAAGAAUUCCCCUUCCUAGAAGGCAUCAAAGAGUAAAGUCUUAUAACAAAGAUCUCUUCCUCCAAGCGAACUACAAAUUCAUUAUAUAUGAUUCUGGAAGAUAUUCCAUUGAGUCGAUGAAUCCUGAUAAAAUGUUUCCUUGGGAAGAUGUUGUCUGUGUGAGGUACUCUGCCCCAUUUCCGGUACAGUGCCCGAUUUGCUUGGAAAGCCCUCUUUGUCCACAAAUAACAUCAUGUGGCCAUAUAUAUUGUUUCCCUUGCAUAUUGAGGUACUUGUUAAUGGGAGCCGAGGAACAUAAAGGUGAAUCCUGGAAGAAAUGUCCAUUGUGCUUUUCAAUGAUAUCAUCCGGGGAGUUGUAUACAAUUAAGAUUGACAAUGUUAAGCAGUUUCGUGUGGGUGAUCAUGCAGACUUUGUACUUUUGGCUCGAGCAAAAGAUUCACAGAUUCCCUUUCUUAAAAGUCAGGAUGGGGCACACAUCAUGACUAGUAACUCCAUCAAUACAACCGACUUGUUUUCUAAAUUUAUUUUGAGCUCUGAUGUUGAAAUGUCGGUGCGAGAUGCAAAGACAGAUCUUACUGAUUGGUUAUGUAAAGCAGAAGCAGGUAUAGUUGAUGAAUUGGAAAAGCUUCCAUACGUUUGUGUGGCUUUGGAACAAUUAGAAGAAAGGAUGAGGAAAUGGAUGGAGGAUCGGGUUCUUAAUGAAAGCUCCUCUCAACUUAAUCGUUGUGCACUUUCAAGUAGUCCUAAAGUGAGGCAUCACAUUAAUUCAUUAAGUCCCUGUUCAUUGAAUUCAAAUUUAGAUGCAGAGAAUGCCCACUCCAAAGAAUUGGUGGUUACUAGUCUUGAGAAUGGCCGGAUUCAUGAGAAGCUUGAGCAUUCUGAAAAUGUUAGUGGCGCUUCACACCCUGACACAACUGUGGGUUCUUCAGAACUACCAUAUGAUGAGUGUAAAGUGUUACACAAGGAUUCAAACAUUUGCAAGGAUUUUAAGGAACGAGAGUCGUAUACUUUCUAUCAGGCAUUAGAUGGUCAAACAUUAAUCCUUCAUCCAUUGUGCAUGAAGUGCCUUCUUCACCAUUAUGGAAGCUAUGAUAUGCUCCCACCAAGCAGAAUUAAUGGAGUAAUUUUGGAGUUGGAGAUGAUUACUCAGUCAGAAGCCAUGAGGAAGCGUUAUCGGUACCUCAGCCACUUCUCAUUAAGCACAACUUUUCAGCUCUGUGAAAUCGAACUUGCCGAAAUCUUGCCCCCUGCUUCACUAGCCCCUUUUAUGGGUGAAAUUAAGAAACGUGAAAAGCAGAGGAAAUGGCUUGCAAAGAAGGAACGUGAUGAGAAAGUCCGAGCUGAAGCUGCAAACUGUGCUGAAGUUGCUUCUUUACGGGAGAUGCUUAAUCCAUCAAACCAGAGAUAUUUAAGUGAUAAGGAUACAAUUUUCUCUUUGGAUGAAUUUAAAGCACUAGGCAGCGGUGUUGCACCAACAACAAAUCUGUCCUUGAACAAUACAAGGAAACUGUUCUCAAAUGUAACCCGCCUUGGAUUUGCUUCGGCUUAUGAUUCUCCAGCCCUAAGAGCUGAGGAGUUGGCUAAUUCAUCAGGAAGUAUGGAUGCUACACAAGAAGCUUCAGUUACUCAAGAUGGAAGUGCAUCCACUAUACCUCCGUCAUUUGCUAAUGUCUUAGCAUCUACCAAAUGCGAGGGAGGUCCACAGAACUCGAAUAGCAGCGCUAGGAAAGGAAAGAAACCCAUCAGGGUCCUUCUAUCCACUGCAGGUGGGCGGAGAUAUUGAAUGUCAUAGACGUUGUUCCCCAGCCAACUUUUGUGCCAUACAAUGGCUUGUAAAUUUGGUUCGAGAAUGAUAUGUUCGCCUAAAUUAAUUGAAGAAUGAUACUUUUUUGUUUCCUAGCCAACUUUUGUGCCAUACAAUGACUUGUAAAUUUGGUUUGAGAAUGAUAUGUUUGGCUAAAUUAAUUGUAGAA